GUGUUUGUACUACUCAGCAUGUCGCUACCACAGGCAUUGCACCUUUCGGCUGCCCUUGCUAUAGUCAAGUCAAAACCGAAACACCUAACCAUACAAGAUUAUGUUCAAACUCUAUGCGCCUCCAUUCAAACCGUUCACCACAAUGGCCAGACUUUGCGGCGCUUGAAUCACUCUACGUUUUGGCAAAAACAGCACGACAAUCUGCAUGGGGCGCUCGGGAAAGAGCUGGACGCCAUGUUCGUUCUUCAGAAAGAGAAUGAAGCACUGCAAGCCCGAGUCACCCAGCUUGUAGCUCGCUCAAAACCUGGUCGAAAACGUAAGAUGAUAGAACAAGAAGAGCCCGAGACAGUCAAGAAGAUAAAAGCGGCUUCUUUCGCCAUAGCAGAGUUUGGCCCUGCGGCCGAUGUNGGAUCUAGGUCUCAUUUCCUUACGGCAUGUCAAUUCCAGCGCUAA
Aureobasidium vineae is the source of this 453-nucleotide messenger RNA. The record is from the annotation of a GenBank genome assembly. Lineage: Eukaryota; Fungi; Ascomycota; Dothideomycetes; Dothideales; Saccotheciaceae.